ACUAUAAAUUAACAUCAUUAUGACUGUUGCGAUAACUUUGGAAAUAGGUGUAUAUAUUGGAAUUGCUGUUAUAGCUCAUAUUUUAGUGUAUUUGUUUGUUACUCGUAAACGUGCCAAGAGUAUAGUGGGUAAACAUGUUGUCAUAACAGGAGGCAGCAGAGGAAUCGGUUUAUGUUUAGCCGUGGAAUGCGCCCUAAAGGGAGCUAAUGUUACAGUGAUAGCACGCGAUGAAAAAAUGUUAAAGGGAGCUGUGGCUCUUAUGGAAGUUAUACGCCAAAGACCAGAUCAAAAAUUCCAAUAUCGUUGCUUGGACUUGUCAUCUAGUUAUGACAACGUUGCUAGGUGUUUUGCAGAUAUCGAAGAGGAAUUUGAUAAUAUUUAUAUGUUAAUAAAUUGUGCCGGCUUAGCAAUAUGUGGUGUUUUCGAAGAAGUAUCCGUGGCGGAUGCACGCAAACUAAUGGAUGUUAACUAUUGGGGUACAUACAAUUGUACACGUUAUGUUUUACAAAAAAUGAAAAAAAGUGGUGAGGGUAUUAUUGUGGUGACUGCAUCACAGGCGGCCUUAUUUGGUAUUUAUGGCUAUGGGCCAUAUGCUGCUUCCAAAUAUGCUUUGCGUGGUAUGGCCGAAACAAUUGCCAUGGAGUCAAAACAUUUAGGCGUUACUGUCACUUUGGCACUGCCAGCUGAUACCAAUACGCCGGGCUUUGAGAAUGAGGAAAAGACCAAGCCGAAAGAAACAAAAAUUAUCUCGGGUAGCGGUGGCUUAGCGCAGCCAGAUCAUGUUGCAAAACAGAUACUUAAUGAUGCUUUGAAAGGCAAUUUUAUAUCCAUAUUGGGUGCUGAAUCAUGGUUACUCACUCUCCUCGGCGGUGGACUUUUCCGUUGGGGUGGAUUUUUUCAAAAUAUAUUCCAUGCUCUGUUCUUGGGCCCUCUGCGUAUAAUUGGCUGUUUAUUACAUCUACACUUUGAGCGUAUUAUUAAAAAUUGUGCCAAGGAAAAAACUGAAUAAUGACUUUAAAAACAGUCAAGCCUAAACAGAUAGUUUAAAUUAUAAUUCCAUUUAACUUAUUGUAAUUUUAAAUAACAUCAACAAUUAUAUUUUUAAAUACUUAAAAAAAUGUUUAAAUAAUAGAGUUAUAAGAACAUUUCAUAGUAAAAUUCUUACUUCAUCACUUUAUUAUUUUGGAUUUUUAUUUACCAAAAAGCACAAAAACAUUAAAUUAUUUUCGUAGCCAAAGAGCUUUUUUAUAUUUAUAUGUACCUACAGACAUCAUUAAUGUAAACAAAUUUUUAAUAAAGUAUUUUUGUUUUAA
Messenger RNA from Calliphora vicina (urban bluebottle blowfly), 1313 nucleotides. RefSeq names its product 3-ketodihydrosphingosine reductase (gene Kdsr). Bases 20 to 1009 code for a protein of 329 amino acids. The transcript has 3 exons. Gene Ontology annotation, biological process: sphingolipid biosynthetic process. The record is from RefSeq and is a predicted model, not a curated record. Gene Ontology annotation, molecular function: 3-dehydrosphinganine reductase activity. Gene Ontology annotation, cellular component: endoplasmic reticulum membrane. NCBI's taxonomy places the organism in Eukaryota, Metazoa, Arthropoda, Insecta, Diptera, Calliphoridae.